UUUGUUAUUGUUUACAAAUUUUAAUUGCGAAAUUUUUGAGUAAAGUUUAGUGAUUUUAAUCAUUAAAAGCGGUAAAUAAAGAGGUUAGUGACAUUUGAGUGCUGAAAGCAAGCAGCUGUGAUACUAAUUUAACCAAUAUUGUAGCGAACUAAUCAUCAAGGAAUCAAGAUGGGUGAACGCAAAGGUCAGAACAAGUACUACCCGCCAGACUUCUUCAGCAACAAGAAGACGAUGGAGAAGGGACUUGACGCUUAUCAUGGACAUCAUCAACUUCGUGAGCGUGGCAAGAAGGCUCAUUUAGGAAUUUUAGUCAUUCGUUUUGAGAUGCCAUAUAAUAUUUGGUGUGAAGGUUGCAAGAACCAUAUUGGAAUGGGAGUUCGGUACAAUGCUGAGAAGCAGAAGGUCGGCAAUUACUACUCUACGCCUGUUUAUGAAUUUAAGAUGAAGUGUCAUUUAUGCAACAACUACAUUGUCAUCAAGACAGACCCAGCUAAUCUCGACUACACAAUCAUGUCUGGUGCUCGACGACAAGAGAAUCGAUGGGAUCCAACACAGAAUGAGCAAAUCGUACCUGAAACAAAAGAAACUCAACGCCGACUUUUUGACGAUGCUAUGUACAAGCUUGAACAUGGUCUUAAGGACCAAAAGACUUCAGAAGAUGCCAAACCUCAAAUUUGUCGACUGUUCCAAAGGAACGAUGAUGUCUGGAAAGACAAUUUUGAGGCUAAUUUGAAGCUUCGAGCAACAUUCAGGAAGUCAAAGAAGGAAGCUAAGGCAGUUGAAGAUGCUGACAAUAAAAUUUUGUCACGCACGAGUCUGGUUGGGUUGAGUUUGCUGCCUGAGACUGAUGAAGACCGACAAUUGGCUAGCUUAUUGAAGCUGCACAGCACAAAGAGCAUUCAAGACAAGUCACGGGAGAAGUUCAAGGAGAUCAUGGAGAAGUCAGUCCUGCCAAGUUCCACAAUUGUGACUAGCUUUUGUGGUAUGAAGAAGGAGAAGCUUUUGAGUCAGAAACCUGCAAAUUUAGGAAUUGUGAAGAAGAAGGAAGUGGAUCAAGAGCCUGUUGAGAAGAAAAAGAAGGUUGAGGCUGUCACAUCACUUGUUGCUGCUUAUAGUUCAAGUUCGGAUGAAGAUGAAUAAAAUUUUGAAUUUUUCUUGUUUAUUAA
Chironomus riparius is the source of this 1166-nucleotide messenger RNA. The record is from the annotation of a GenBank genome assembly. Lineage: Eukaryota; Metazoa; Arthropoda; Insecta; Diptera; Chironomidae.